Molecule: messenger RNA, 3016 nt
Organism: Nicotiana tabacum (common tobacco)
Lineage: Eukaryota; Viridiplantae; Streptophyta; Magnoliopsida; Solanales; Solanaceae
Source: RefSeq, a predicted model, not a curated record
ACUAGCUGAUACCUCCAAAUUAAGAACCCUCAGACAACUUCUUCAACUGCAAACGCCUUUCUCUCUCCAAAAAUCUUCUUCUCUCGUUCACUCUAAGAAAUCUGUUGAAUCUUCCUCUCUAUCGUAUUCCUCUCUUUCACUCUCUGAACUUGGUUUAAUAGGUUUUUACAAAUAAGUUUUGCUGAUUUAGUGGGGUGGCAAAAUUUUGGGUAUCGUGAAGGGGGUGGCGAAAUUUUGAGGCAUCUGAGCAGACUUCCUCAAAAUAGGUGCUCUCCCCAAAUCCCUAAUUCCAACACUAGUGAUUUUAGCCAUAGGAAAGCGGAUCAUGAAUCAGGAAGGGCGCUCAAGUAAAAAUAAAAAAUUAACAAAAUGCAUUGCAGCUGGAUCGCUUGCAUCUUUGCGAAACCUAAAGGUUUCGUCAUUGAAAACAAACAGAGUUAUUAAUGCUCCAAGGUCACUGCCUCUGCAUUCUACUUCACACUAGCACAAACAGUACAUGAGCAAGUGCAACAAAUGCCACUGAACUCUACACCUUCUGCAUCACAAGCAGUGCGUGAACAAUUGCAGCAUUCUACUUCUACAGGUGGAUAGGUGGAUCGCUGCCUCUGCAUUCUACUUCUGCACCAGCACAAACAGUACAUGAGCAAGUGCAACAAAUUCCACUGAACUCUACCUCUCUUGCAUCACAAGCAGUACGUAAACAAUUGCAACAACUACCACUGGAUUCCACCACUCGUGCUUCACAAACGGUACAAGAACAAGUUGAGGAUUCUUCCAAUCAUGAAACAAACGAGCAAUCCGAGGAACAAGGCAAGAACAUGUAGAUUUCAAUAGUUAAAUUCAAUAACGUAAUGACUUUUGGUGGCUAUUUUACUUCAUAUUAAUGUAGUUCCUUCUGCCAAAAAACGAAAAAGAGGAAAAACUUAGAUGCAAAGUGUUCAUGGUAGGAAAGAGCGCAAGCAAAUUGUGCUAAAUGAGAACAAUCAACCCAUGGGUCCUACUGAUGAUGAUGUAAAUGAGUUGGGUAGCUUCCUUGGUACGUUGGCAAGGAAUGCGACCUUUUGUCCUCUUAAUGUGUUUGAUUGGAGGAAACCUGAGACAAAAGAAGAUAUAUGAAAAUAUGUCAAGGGAAAAUAUGACAUUCAUGAAGGUGCAAAAAAGUGGGUUUUUUCAAUCAAUUUGAAAUGCUUGGAGAAAGUACAAAAACCAGUUAUAUAAAGACCAUUUUGAACCCUAUGAGAAUGACGAGCUUCGAAUGGAGAAUAGGCCGGUUGAUGUUCUGGAUUCUCAAUUUAGGGAACUUCUUAGAUAUUGGAACUCUGAUACCUACAAGAAAAUGAAAGAAACCAACACUGAGAAUCGCAAAAAGUUGAGAUAUCCACACACUGCUGGCAAAAAAGGUUUUGCUAGAAUAUGGGAGGCUGAAAUGGAUAGAAUACAAUCAACACAAGAAACUGAAGAUGGCAGUCAAUCAGUUGACGCGUUUGCAUCCGUCAUGGGACCUGAGCAUCCAGGACGCCUAAGAUUGUAUGGACGUGGGGUUACCAAGACUUCCUUAAAAAGAAAAGUGGGAGAUAUUGGAACCUCUUUAAGUUCUACCGAUGAGAUGUUGCAACAAAAAAUGGUGGAAAUGGAAGAAAGGAUGCAACAAAGAAUGCAGGAAAAGUUCAAUGCACAAAAAGAUGCCAUGGAACUACAAGUUGCAGUUAACUGAUUUCACAACUUAAGCGUCUUAAUCCAGAUUUACAGGUUGAUCCCAGCAUGCUAGCUUUCGAUGCUCGUUCACCUGGAGAUGCUUCCGCUUGUUGUGCAACUAAUCAAUCGUCUAUCUACUGGGAGUAAUAAUCGAGGUCAGUACGUACUCUUCUUCUCUUAUUCCUCCUCCUCAUCCUUCUUCUUCUUCUUCUUUUCCUUCUGUUGCUUUUCAGCCACUGCUCUCUCUGAUAAGGCAUAGUGACUGUUUGACGGGAAAUAUUUUGGUAGCUGGAAAUAUUUUUGAUAAGCAGUAGAGCGCAAAUUGGUGUGCUCACGGGAAAGUAAUUGCUAAAAGAUACGCAUAGUGACUCGUAGAUGCUCUCUUCUGCAUCUUUUAUCAAAGCUGAGAAAGUUUUCACAACUAGAAAGUAUAGGGAAAUAACACUGAUCUACUCCUGCUUUUCUUCUAUAUAUAUAUCAAGUAAACUUCAGUGUCUGAUAUAAUUAACCUUCAAGAAAAACACCUCAUUACAUUGAAACAAUAAGCAAGAAAAUCAAAGGUACAAGACAGAAAAAAAAGUUUUUAAUUUAUAGAGAAUUCAAGAAAUGGCGCCAGUGAAGAAUAAAGAAAAUGCUGGAAUGUUGAAGGUGAAGGGAGUAGUGAAGAAACCAGUUUCUAAGGCGUAUUCUUUUGAUAGCGAUAUGAAGAAAAUAGCAGAAGAUGAUCCAAGGAAAAUUGUUCAUUCAAUUAAGGUUGGAUUGACCAUUGCCUUGGUCUCAUUUUUCUACUACUUUGAACCUUUCUUUCAUUAUGAGGGAUUUGGUGUUUCUGCAAUGUGGGAAUCUAUACAGUAUGCAUCUUUCAAAAGCAUUAGGAACUUCCUCUAGUUUUUUCAUAGAUGCUCUCUUCUGCAUUUUUUAUCAAAGCUGAGAAAGUUCUCACAACUAGAAAGUAUAGGAGAAUCUAUACAGUAUUUGUGUGGCGUGGGUGGAAGGUCUGAUUACUAUAAUGCAUUUUGAUUGAAAUUAACUGUACUUGUUCUCAUUCAUAAUGGAAUCGUUGAUGCAUAUUAGGGAUAUGUCUUGACCUAGAUGUUUGUAUGCAUGCAGUUCACAAGCAUAUACCUGAAAUCAGCUACAUAUCUGGUCUUUAUAAUUUUAUAAUUUUUUAGUCAUAGCAGCGAUAUAAUCUCAGGUUGUGAUAUUUUUGCUGUGACAAAGAUUAGCAUCUUUGCUCGUCCCAUUCUCUUCUCCAACCCUGUUGAAAAGGUUUACUAUUUCAAAAUUAUACUUGAAAACUCUGAUGGAGGUUAAGCUAUGG